This is a messenger RNA of Antechinus flavipes (yellow-footed antechinus), 1058 nucleotides long. It is a transcript of the gene JTB, whose product is annotated as jumping translocation breakpoint. Bases 367 to 852 code for a protein of 161 amino acids. Lineage: Eukaryota; Metazoa; Chordata; Mammalia; Dasyuromorphia; Dasyuridae. Gene Ontology annotation, biological process: mitotic cytokinesis. The transcript is spliced from 5 exons. Gene Ontology annotation, cellular component: spindle; membrane; centrosome. The record is from RefSeq and is a predicted model, not a curated record.
UCGCGUGACAACAUGGCGGUGCCGGGAGCGGAAGCCCGACUGAGAAUCUGCCUCGUUCCUGAGUCGCGUCUGCUCAGAGGGAUUUUCCUCCCCAAGCCCUCCCAGACCGGGCUGGGCGGCUUACGGUUUGAUGAGAGAAAAAAUACUUGCUGAUUGAUCCGAAUCGCCGCGAUAGGCAAGGCCGCCUUGCGAUUGAGCUAGCUGUCGCGACAGUACCCCACUGCUUUCUUUCCCCCGUUUUCGCGGGGACUGCUGGGAGUGCUGCGGGGGCGAGUCUCUGCCCUGUGGCGGAGGGGCUCAGGUGGGCGAGCACUUCGCGCCUGUCAGUCCGGCCCCAGACGUCUUUGUCUCGGCAGGUGCGGCGCCAUGCGCCCCUUGCUCGCGAAGCAUCGGGAGCCGUAUUGGGUCGAUGUCCCCGAGACAUCGCCCUGCCACCCGCGGAGCCUCGUCGUCUUCGUCUGCUGGGUGCUCUUCGUCUUCAUCCUGGAGUUUGGCUUGACCGAAGCCGCCGCCAGGGAAAAGCAGUCAGUAAGCACCUCGGCGUCCAUGCCCUGUUGGCUGGUGGAGGACUUCGUGGUGGCCGAGGAGUGUGCCCCUUGUACCACCUUCCAGGCUAAAACUACUCCUGAGUGUGGGACCACUGGCUUCGUGGAGAAAAUCAGUUGUUCUGAGUCCAAGAAAGAUGAGUUCAAGAGCUGCCGCUCAGCAAUGAUGGAGCGACACCUGUUUUGGAAGUUUGAGGGGGCUGUGGUGGGAGUGGCUGCGGUCUUUGCCUGCCUUGUGAUCCUUCGUCAGAGAUCACUGGACCGAAAGGCCCUGGAAAAGGUCCGAAAACAGAUUGAGUCCAUAUAAGCCCUGGCCCCGCUAUCCUGACAUUGAAGCUUUUUGCCCCAAAGGGGCCUGGUGGAGAAGGGUAACAGCUGGCCUGACAGGGGAGAAGGUUGUAAGGGGUAAGCCUGGCCCCUGGAACCCUAUUCCUUCAUCUUCUUCCCUUUGCCCUUCACCUUUUGUCUCCUCGAUAAUCAAAGAAUAAAAUAAAAACAAUCCCACAACUAUAA